Oikopleura dioica is the source of this 633-nucleotide messenger RNA. The record is from the annotation of a GenBank genome assembly. Lineage: Eukaryota; Metazoa; Chordata; Appendicularia; Copelata; Oikopleuridae.
AUGAAAGUUUUGCAAGUUUUAUUUUUGCUCGCUGCUUCUCAAAACGGCAAGAAGAAGAAAAACAAGAAAAAUAAGAACACACCGGAUUCAACCGUAAUCCAUCCGAAUUACUGCGACUACUUCGAUCUUGACUGCGAAGCCAUGGACGAUUCGGCUGAGAAUAGAAUUCAGCGACAGAUUUGCUGCGAAGGAUACAAUGUAACGACAACUGCCGUACCCACAACUAAAAAGCCGACAACCAUAACAACGAAAAGGACAACCAAAGAACCGACAAAACGGCCCUGGAGUGAUCGAUUAACCUGCUUUCACUGCGAUGCCAAAAACAUGGACGAAUGCAUGGCGACGGGGUACUACAAAGAAUGCGAUUACAACGAACAGUCUUGCAUGAUUGAAGCGAGGCAUCGUGGAGGACGCACGGAGCAAGUGCGAAUGCUCUGCAAACAACCCCUCGCCUGCCAAAACAACAAGGCCCAAAACUUCGGCCGAAAUCGUCAGUGCCGACCAGAAUCAAAACGAAACAACCCCCAGCCUUCUGUCUGCCGCCAGUGCUGCUACGAAUCUGGGUGUACCGAUUUUUUCAACCCGUUGAGUUCAUCCGCCUGGAGAAAAGCGUAUCGAAAGCGAUAUCAAUAA